Molecule: messenger RNA, 2456 nt
Organism: Dendrobium catenatum
Lineage: Eukaryota; Viridiplantae; Streptophyta; Magnoliopsida; Asparagales; Orchidaceae
Product: cysteine-rich receptor-like protein kinase 10
Exons: 8
Coding region: 1-2187 (728 amino acids)
Biological process (GO): protein phosphorylation
Molecular function (GO): ATP binding; protein kinase activity
Source: RefSeq, a predicted model, not a curated record
AUGACGGCCAGCAGUGGUAGGCGAUGCGACGCGGCAUCGCCGAAUCGCGGGCAGCGGCGUCGUGCAGCAGAUGCAACAGCUGUAGCGCCGCAACGGCUCGCGGGUAGCGACAUCUCAGGCAGCACGGGCAGCAAAAAAUCUAUGGCCCUUCUCCUCCUUGUUCUCCUAUCCUUGUUUUCCUAUCCGGCGACUUCAGACCUACUCAACCACAAAUGCAACACCGGUGUAGGAAACUUCAUCAACAAGAGCACCUACAGCACAAACCUCAACCACCUCAUCUCCAGUCUCUAUUAUACCGUCACCACCACCGGCUUCGCCACCUCCAUCAUCGGCAGCGGCCCAGACCGCGUCUGCGGCCUUGCCAUAUGCCGCGGAGACAUUGGCACUGCCAGCUGCCGCUACUGCAUCUCCACCGCCAUUACCAACAUCCAGCAGUUCUGUCCAAACAACAAAGACGCCACCAUAUGGUACGACCACUGCCUAUUCCGCUACUCCAGCCUGAACUUCCUCUACGUCCCCGACGUAACGAUGAAUAACCAGUUUUUAAUGUAUAACACCAUGACCGUCUCGGCCGACCAAAUGCUGCACUUCGAAAUCCUGACAACUGCAAUGAUAGACAACAUAACGGAUCUUGCCGUGAGAAAUACGUCACGGCUUGUUGCCACAGGCGAGAUGAGGCUUCCGACAGCGGACAUUAUAUACGGAAUGGUACAGUGCACCCGAGAUCUCUCGGCAGACGAGUGCCGCACAUGCCUGCAAGGAAUGGUAGGGGAGAUCACCAAAGGUCCGCUGAAAGGAAUGAGGGGAGGAAGGGUGAUGGGGUUUUGGUGCUUUAUGAGAUAUGAGUUCUACAAGUUCUACGACGGCAUUUCCAUGCUACAGCUUUCUUCUUCUAAUCAGACACCGCGGCCAUUGUGGCCAUCGUCGCCUAGAAAUAAUUGGUCAACGCCGAAUGCUACCCAUCCACCGGCGGAUUUAUCUCAUAGAGGAAAAAGUAUGAUAGGCCAUAUUAUGACAAUUACCCUUCCAAUAGCUGUUGCGCUUGUUCUCAUUACCACAGCUGGGAUGUGCUUUUGGACAAGAAAAGCAAAGAUGAAGAUAUAUCGUGAGGGUAACGUUGAGGAGAUUACAAGUGUUGAAUCUUUAUUUUUUGAUCUACCUACACUUGAGGUAGCAACAACAAAUUUCUCAGAACACAACAAAAUUGGUGAAGGUGGCUUUGGUUCUGUUUACAGGGGAUUAUUACCCGAUGGACGAGAAAUAGCAGUGAAGAGGCUAUCAGUAAGGUCAAGGCAAGGGCUUAGUGAGCUAAAAAAUGAAUUUAUUCUAGCUGCUAAACUUCGACAUAAAAAUCUUGUAAGACUACAUGGUGUGUGUCUUGAAGGACAAGAGAAGUUGCUUGUUUACGAAUAUUUGCCCAACAAAAGCUUAGAUACCAUUCUCUUUGAUCCAAGAAAAAGUGAACUACUUGACUGGUUGAAAAGAUAUAAGAUAAUAGAAGGAAUUGCUCGUGGCCUACUUUACCUACAAGAAGACUCUAACCUAAAGAUCAUUCAUAGGGAUAUUAAAGCUAGCAAUAUAUUGUUAGAUGAAGACAUGAACCCAAAAAUAUCAGACUUUGGCAUGGCUAGGUUGUUUAAAGGAGAUGCGACUCACGAGAUAACAAGUCGCAUUGCAGGAACAUACGGGUAUAUGGCUCCAGAAUAUGCAAUCCAUGGCCAUUUCUCAAUCAAGUCUGAUGUCUUUAGUUUUGGAGUACUAAUUUUAGAGAUGAUAACAGGGAGGAGUAGCAAUGGAUUCUUCGAUGAUGAGCUUUCUGAAAACCUUUUAAGCUAUGUAUGGGAGAAUUGGAGUAAGGAAACAAUCUUUGAGAUUGUGGACCAAGCUUUAGGCAAACUAUAUCAAAAUAGUGAACUCAUAAGAUGCAUCAAUAUUGGACUUUUGUGUGUGCAAGAGGAUCCAGCUCGAAGGCCUACCAUGAUAGAAGUUCUUGUGAUGCUCAAUAGCUAUUCCAUGACUCUUAAAGCUCCUUCACUACCAGCUUUUCUUGACAAGGGAAGUGGCAUCCAGACUGGUACACUUUCAAGAAAAUUUAAUGUGUAUGAGGAUGACACUUACAGAUCUUCAAGCAAGUCUAUGCCAAUGUCACCUAAUGGAGUGUCAAUUUCAGAGCUAGAUCCUAGAUAAAUUAGUUUAAGAAAAAGCAAGUUUAUAUUUAAUUAUUUUCUAAGACUAUUAUACAAAUUUACAACUGUAGCUCACCAUGAUACAUUUAUAUGUUAGGAGUGCAAGAUAAAUAAUUAAAAUUAAAGGACAUUUGAUAAGAAAUCUAAGAUAAUGCAAUUUUAUCUUAGAACAAAUAGUGAGUUUGAAAGUCAUUUUGCUGUACAAAAUAAUUGCCUUGCAAAUUUUAAACAAAUUUUCUAUAUUUUUUAUCAAAUGUCCUACUAUUUUGA